Messenger RNA from Paramecium tetraurelia, 1422 nucleotides. RefSeq lists its product as uncharacterized. The transcript is spliced from 9 exons. The record is from RefSeq and is a predicted model, not a curated record. NCBI's taxonomy places the organism in Eukaryota, Ciliophora, Oligohymenophorea, Peniculida, Parameciidae.
AUGACUGAAUAGAAAUUAGAAAUCAUUUAAUAAAAUUAAAAGUAGCAUUAUAAGGAAGGAGUAUAUAAAAUCUUAGGGAUAAAAGAAAUUGAAUAGCCUAGCCGUGUUUCUUUUUUUAUACCAGUCUAAUAUUUACAUGGAUGGAGAGAUACUUAGAAUGUGAGAAUUAAUUAAUUUAGAGAGUAAAAUACAAAGUAUGCUACGAUUCUUACUAAUAUUGAUUAAGUGUAGAAAUUAAAAUGGGGAACUUAAAAUUUACAAUAUACUGUUAAAUGGUGUCCUAUUUGGGAAGCAAGAAUAAUAAUAAAUGCAGGAGGAGAAGUAGAUAAGAAUAAUCUUAAAAUUGGGAAAUGGGUUGAACUAUCUGAUAAUUAUUGCAAUAUAUCCUAAGUUACUCAUGAAGGGAUAUAUAAUAAUGGAUUAAGAAUUGGAAAAUGGGUAACGUAUUUUAAAGAAAAUAUCAUCUGUGAAGGAGAAUAUAAUUCAAAAGGGGUUGAAAUUGGAAAUUGGGUACAUGUACAUGAUAGAUUUUCAAACAAUUACCAAAUAAUUUAUUAAGGAGAGUAUAAAAAUGGAAAAAAGUUUGGAUAAUGGAAUAUAAUAGAUAUUAGUACUUAAAAUAAAUUUGUUAUUGGGGGCGGUCUCUAUGGAACUGAAGGAGAAAAAGUAGGAAAAUGGACAGAACUCCACAAUAAUUUUGCGAACUUUAAUAGUUCAAAUAAAUACGGUUGUUAAAUUCUAUGGAAAGGCAAUUAUAGGAAUGGAAAAAAGAUAGGGAAAUGGGAUAUACUUUAUUCAAAAGAACUUAAGUUUGUAGAUAAAUAUGAAUGCAUAGGAGGUGGCCUAUAUGACGAAACAGAAUUAAAAAAAGGGAUUUGGGUUGAAUUAUCUGAGAAUUUUAACAAUUGCAGUUAAGUUAGAUCUUUUGGAGAAUAUGAUAAUGGUAAAAAAAUUGGAAGAUGGAAUAUUUAAAUUAGAGAUGAGAAAAAAGAUAAUUUUAUAACAAUAGGUGGUGGUCAAUAUGAUGAUGAAGGAAAAUAAAAAGGGAAAUGGAUUGAGUUAUAUCAGAAUUUCAGAAGGUGUCAAAAAAACAAUAAUUUUUUAGCGACUCCUAACUCAGAUUUGUGGGGGAUUAUAAGGAAGGAAUUAAACAAGGAUUCUGGGGAUUGUAUUUUAGGAAUUUUUUUCAUAAAAAUUUUCAAUAUUGGUAAUUUUUAAUUAGUGAAUUUAUUAAGUUCAGUAGGUGCUUAUAAUUUUGGUUAGAAAAAUGGUAAAUGGAUGGAGUCGGAUUUAUAGUUGAAUUUUACUGCAGUGUAUUGGUAUUUACAUUAAUUCAAUUUUAAUUAAUUAAGGAAUAAAACUAAUUACCAUACGGUUCAUUAUUAGAAUGGCAAGUUAUUAAGUUUGAAAAAAGUAAAUUGA